CCCCUCCUCCCUGCUCUCUCCACCCUUCAGUUUCCUAUUCGUCUUGUCACAUCGUCCUUUAAAUUUAUUAUAUUUUUGAUUUACUAAAUUAUUUUCAUUUAUUUUUAGUUCAUUUCCUGUUUUUUUAUAUAAAUUCGUGGUACAACAAAACCCGCCACUGAGUGGAAUCAAAGGUACGGCGAGACCUCGGGUCUCGGCCUGUGGCCACCAAAAACACACAACGCCUGAAAUCAUUGAAAUUAGUCAUUGGAAAAUCUCAACUAAAUUUCAUAAUAUUACACUUAACUCUAGCACCACAAUGUCUCAGUGGAAUAACUCUUACAGUUAUAACAACCAGUAUCAAGCCCCUAAUAAUUGGAAUGGGGAGUACAACGCUCAGUAUUUAAACCAGCCCCAAUACUACCCCAACCCCAAUAGACAAUAUGAUGCCAAUCGGCAAUAUGUAAGUUUUGAUGAGUUUAUAUCACAAAUGCAACUGUCCAAUGUUCCAGCAACGAACAACACGAAUUACAAUAAUGUACAAUAUCAAAACUAUCCAAAUGCUCAGUAUAAUAAUGUUCCCAAUUAUCAAAAUGGGUCAACUCCCCAAAAUGCACAGGCUGAUUAUGCCUAUGGAUCGAGCACUGCCAAUUUUACUAACAAUGCUGAAGUAUAUCAACCCAGUGUACAUAAUCAAUUUAAUCAAGUGACUGAUCAGAAUAAUUAUUCUAAUGAUAAUAUGGUAUUUAAAUCUAAACUUACACCGACUGCAACUGAAUUUGUGCCUAAAAGCAGUAACACAAAUCAAGGUAGUUCCAACAGUGAAACAACUAUAGAAUCGAAUUUAAGUAAUUUAGAAAUAAAUGGUAGUACAUCGAGUAACAAUUCUAAGCCAUCUAGCUCAACAAAUUGGAGAGAAAGACCAAAUGGUUCACAGAAGAGUAGCAAUUUAUCUAACUUAGAACCUUACAGUCAAAAAUAUUCUAAGAACCAAGAUACAAGUAGCCGCAAUAAUAAACAUGAGUCAAAAGGCCGAAAUAACGAAUCCAACAGUCGCAGUGAACCUAGUAGUCAUAGCUCAAGAGAUAGAGACAACUAUCAUAGGGAACCAUCAAAUCGUGACUAUGACAGUAGCAGUCGUAAUCGUAAAACGAAAAACCGACCACAUGACAACCAAACUCAAGAAUACCGCAGACAAGAUAAUCAAGACUACAAUAGAUCUAAUAGAAAUAGUGACUACAAUACUCAGAACCAUGAUGUUAAAGACUCUAGUUACUACAGACAAGACAAUAAUCAAGAAUACAACCAUAGAUCAAAUAGAAACAGUGAUUACAACCCUCAGUACCAGAAUCAGAAUCAAUAUAAGGAUCAAAAUGAUACAGACUAUGAAGGGGGCCAAUCAAAAAACAACUCUAAGGCUAAAAACAAAGAGGCUGAUGUAUAUCGCACUUAUUACAAUAGCUCAAUGCCUAAGGAAAGUCAAGAUGUAAGAAAUGGUAGGGGCGAAGGUUCAGGUAGAAAUCGUAAGUCUGCCGGCAGUCAAAGGCUCAAGGCUCCAGAGCGUGCUGAAGAUGAACAGUAUGCAAAUACAUAUCUACAACAUAAGGAGAAGAAACACAAAGACAAUACAUCCAGCCCAAUGAGAGGGAAAUAUCGAGCUGUAGGCAACACAAAUGUGGGAGCAAACACAGAAAUGACCCAAAGGGAGCGUCUCAGUGAGCAAUUAGACAGCGGCACUCUGGAGUGUUUGGUUUGCUGCGAGCGAGUCAAGCAAAUAGACCCAGUGUGGUACUGCAGCAACUGCCACCAUGUGCUGCACCUGCGCUGCAUUCGCAAGUGGGCCUUGAGCAGCAUGGUUGAAAGCAAAUGGCGCUGUCCAGCUUGUCAAAACACAAACCAAGAUAUACCAACAGAAUAUAGAUGCAUGUGCGGAGGGAUGCGCAACCCUGAGUAUCACAGGGGCUCCACGGGUGCCCACACUUGUGGCAAAUCAUGUAAUCGGGCGAGGAAUUGUCCUCAUCCUUGCACAUUGCUUUGUCACCCUGGCCCUUGUCCACCCUGCCAGGCUACAGUUAAUAAACAAUGUGGAUGUGGAGCUGAAAAUCGUUCAGUGCUCUGUAGUAGCAAGCUAGCCCAGGUGUGCGGCCGCGAAUGUAAACGGACUCUAGAGUGUGGGGUCCAUUGCUGCACCAAGGACUGCCACGAGGGGCCUUGCGAUCCCUGCACGGAAAUAGUUACACAAGUUUGCCACUGCCCGGCGGCCAAGUCGCGUUCAGUGCCGUGUGCAGCUGAGACGGGCUCGUGCAGCACUUGGUCGUGCGAGUCGUCGUGCGGGCGCGUGCUGUCGUGCGGCGCGCACGUGUGCCGCUCGCCGUGCCACGCGCCGCCGUGCCCGCCGUGCCCUCUGCGGCCGGACAACGUGCCGGCGUGCCCCUGCGGACGCACUCGAAUAAGUAAAGAGCAGCGCAAAUUGUGCACGGAUCCCAUACCGUUGUGUGGCAACAUCUGCACCAAGCCCCUGUCCUGCGGGCCAGCUGGAGACAAACAUUUCUGCAAAGAGAAUUGUCAUGAAGGAGUGUGUCGGGUGUGCCCCGACAAAACGUUGCUGCAGUGUCGCUGCGGCCACUCCAGCCGCGAAGUGCCGUGCGCCGAGCUGCCCGACAUGCUCAACAACGUCUUGUGCCAGAGAAAGUGUAAUAAGAAAUUGUCCUGCGGCCGCCACCGGUGCCGCACGGUGUGCUGCGACGCGCAGUCGCACCGCUGCGCCGUGGUGUGCGCGCGCACGCUGUCGUGCCAGCUGCACCGCUGCGAGGAGUUCUGCCACACGGGACACUGCGCGCCCUGCCCCAGAGUCAGUUUCGACGAGCUGCGCUGCGAGUGCGGCGCGGAGGUGCUGCUGCCGCCGGUGCGCUGCGGCAGCAAGCCGCCGCCGUGCAACUCGCCGUGCGGGCGCACGCGCGCCUGCGGGCACGCGCCGCACCACAGCUGCCACUCGGGCGACUGCCCGCCCUGCGUCGUGCUCACCACCAAGGCCUGCUAUGGGAAACAUGAGGAGCGCACAACAAUCAUGUGUUCCCAAGAAGAGUUCUCGUGCGGGCUGCCGUGCGGCAAGCCGCUGCCCUGUGGCAAGCACACCUGCAUCAAGACCUGCCACAAGGGGCCCUGCGACACCGGCAAAUGCACCCAGCCGUGCACGGAGAAGCGGCCAAGCUGCGGGCACCCGUGCUCGGCGGCGUGCCACUCGAGCGGCGGCGGCGCGUGCCCCAGCGGCGCGGCGUGCCGGCGCCCCGUGCGUGCCACGUGCCCCUGCGGCCGCCGCCAGGCCGAGCGCGCCUGCUGCGACAACGCCAGAGACUACGCCAAAUUGAUGAGUACGUUGGCUGCUUCUAAGAUGCAGGAAGGAGGAACGGUGGACCUGACUGAUGUGCAGCGACCAGGUUCCAUGCUUAAAACACUGGAGUGCGACGAGGAGUGCUACGUGGAAGCGCGCAGCCGGCGGCUGGCGCUGGCGCUGCAGCUUCGCAACCCCGACGUGUCGGCCAAGCUGGCGCCGCGCUACAGCGAGCACCUGCGCGCCACCGCCGCGCGCGAGCCUUCCUUCGCGCAGCUCGUGCACGACAAGCUCACUGAGCUGGUGCAGCUGGCUAAGAAGUCGAAGCAGAAAACGCGCGCGCACUCGUUCCCGUCCAUGAACCGGCAGAAGCGGCAGUUCAUCCACGAGCUGUGCGAACACUUCGGCUGCGAGAGCGUGGCCUACGACGCCGAGCCCAACAGGAACGUCGUCGCCACCGCUGACAAGGAGAAGUCGUGGUUGCCAGCAAUGAGUGUACUGGAGGUGCUGGCGCGGGAGGCGGGCAAGCGCAAGGUGCCCGGCCCAGUGCUGCGUACGCCGGCGCAGCACGCACCGGCAACGUCCGCGCCCGCGCCGGUCACUGCGACGGCUUCCAAAUCCUCCGGUGGCUGGGCCACACUUACUUCAACAAACGCGUGGGCUUCUCGCAGUCAAGCCAAACAACCGGCGAAAGUGGAACAGAGGCAGGAACCCAAGAUAGACUACUUCGACAACCCGCCCGAUAACUAAACUAGGUCAAUUCUGACCAGAUGAGUGCAUACUUAUAUUUAUAACUCAUAGUAUAUUCUACAUUGGAAUACAUAUUGAGAAUGACAUUAAUGGUAGGUGUCCACUAAUCCCUCAGACCAAUUAUUGUAUAGGACCUGCCUCGCUAGAGGUUACUUUUCUGUCAAAGUAUAUGAUCAACGAUCUAAUGCGAUUAUAAAAACUGUCUCUGUAGAAUCAAUGUUAUAUAGUUGUAAUCGUGUUCGUCAGUUAAAGAGCUCCGUAAAAAUACCUUUUUGUGUAAUUGAAUUGUGUAAAAAACGCGCAAAAACUUCAAGUUUAGUAUAAGAUAUAUACCAAAUCUAAGCUCGUUUUCCUCAGAAAAUGACAGACAAUUUUGUUCGUGACUAUGAGUGCGAUACAGGUCCUUCUAUAAUUGGUCUGAGACUAAUCCGCAUCGAACGGUACACCUGUGGUGGACACCUGCCGUAAUGCAAUCGGUGAAUGAUGAAAUUUCUUGAACUUUGUGUAUUUAUAUACUCUUAAUGUAUAUAAUAAUCAUCAUCAUCAUCAUCAUCAUCAUCAUCAUAAAUUAUGGUUUAUUUUGGACUUUGGACGAUUUAAGGUAUGUAUACAUUUUAACCGCCAUCUUUCCAAAUUACUAUGACCUAACCUCAAUAGGCUUGGUGACACUUUUUUAAUUUAUGUUUUUGAAAAUACGAGCCAAAACGCCUGUCGGCCAUGACAGCAUAUAUUUCAACUGACGUCACUAUAAUAAAUCCCAUAGAAACGGAGCGUUUGUAUGGGGCCCUCUGGUCACGAUAGACUCUGGCUCUAUGGUAAGCUUAAAUACCACUAUUUUACUUUAUAAAUCUUCUAUCACUCAAUUCAACUUCAAUCACUAAAGAGUUAUUUUAUAGUAAAAAAGAGAUGGUUCAAAUUUGUAUGGAGGCUAGACCCGGUCUGUGUACAAAGGCUGAAAUAUAAGAACAGAAUAUUAAAUUACAGUUUGGAUCGUGCCGCGUUGCAAGAACCAGCUCAUGACUAAGGGCCUCGUAUGGGUUCGAAAUUAGUCUGAUAUACUCCGAUGUUGUAUCACGUGAGGUUUAGCCGUGUUUGGAAAUUAAUAAAUAUGAAUAAAACUGACGAUAGUUUAAAUUCUAAAAUAUAUUUGAUUAUUCAAAUCCUACUAAUUCACUUUUUUAUUUAACGAAAUUAAUAUUUAUUCUCUCAAAAAAUAAAUGCAACAUGAAUACAGAUAAUAUGUGGAUUGAUUUCAUUCAUACAUUCAUUCAUUGUUUUUUUUGAUAAGACUCACUAAUUGUCAAAAGUACAUUCAACAAAUAUCUAAAACGGCGCCAUCUUGUAAUAUCAUAUGAUUGUAUCAUAUUAUUUUGUUUGAUUUAUUGAUUACUUUUAAUUUUUACUAAAAUACCUGUAUUUUUUAAAUUUUAACGAUAUGUGUAUAAACCUGACCUGAAAUGGAUCAUCUCCGUUGGGCUAUAGUUUGUUUUUGUAGCACAUUGACUCAUUAAGAAAUUAAUUUUGGUAAUUCUCUACAUUUUGAUACGAAACAUUUAUUUAUUUAUUUAUUCACAUUAAUAAUAAUCUAUACGUAGCUAAACAUUGUUUUCUAAAUAGCAUAAUUUCUGCUGAGUAUAUAUAAAUAUGUUGGUUGUAUAUUUUUGUCAUAAUUUUUAUAAAUGUACAUAAAAUAUUUGUAUUACAUCAACGCGAUAUAUAAAAGCUCCGCGAAUGCAAAGGUGCUAUAUUGCUCAAGUGUUUAUAUUACAACUAUAGCGAUAACAUGCGACCAAGUGAAGAGAAUGGACAAAAUGUCGUCCAAUGGCAGCGGAAUUGUCCAUGUCUCAUCUCUUUCCUCCCUAAGCAAUAAAAGAGAUAGCGGUAUUUCCGGUUGCACCGCCAUUGGUUGAAUAGGGAAUACCCAUAUAGUAAUAUCUAAAAAAAUCUUGAUACUUUAAUAAUAAAAUCAUUAUUUUAUCAAAAAAGUGUGCUACAAUGUUCUAUGACAUUUUUAAUUCAUCUUUAUUUUAUCCCCACUGGAGACAAGCAAAGAUCGAUGACCAUACAGCAUGAGAUUUACGAUAUUUUUGAAGACUUAUUUGUUAAGCUUGUUAGUAACAGAAAAAAUAUAAUACAAAUAAAAAAUAAUAGAGCUUCAAAUGUUACUUCGCCGCUUUGGUACACUGACGGCAAAAAAAAAGUUUUUUUCUUCAUGAAACAUACUUUUAUUAAGCCAGAUCCUUUUUUAUUCAUCAUAUUAUUAUUAUCUCCAUAUACUUUUAUACGCGGGUAUACCUGGGUUCCCGAGGCCGACGUUGUAUCGGUCGGUGAAAGUUCCCUUUGUCUAUUUCUCUGCAAGAGAUUAUGUCUUUGGUCGCACGUUAGCACUCCUGAAAGUGUUGCACUCAUCUGAGUCAUAUCAUAUAAAACAACUUACAUGUGAUCUCAGUGUAAAAUGAAUCAAAUAAAAUCAAAAUUAUAUAAUUUUAUUAAUUACACCAUGUAUUUAGAAAUAUUCUCAAUCUGAUAUCACGUGUGAGUUGAUGUUAUAACUUGUAGCGUCAAUUUUUAUAUAUCUUUACUUUAUUAGUAGUGUAAUGAAAUAUACAUUGUUUAGGAUAUGUACAUAUACAGGAUGUCCUAAAAAUAGUACACACCCUACACUCCUACAGGAUAGCUGAAUCAAGGUCUAUUAAAAUAACGAAAUACAUAUUCUAUCAAUAUUAAAAAAAUCUCAAUAACUUAAAAACCACUAAAAUUGCGGCUAACAUAUUAUAUUUAGUUUUUUUAGUAGGUCUUGAUUUCAGCUAUGACCCUGUAGAGUAUGUCGUGCUAUUUAUACCCCCCGUGCUAUUAGGACCCCCUGUAUGUAAUAUUAUAACUUUCCAAUAAUCUGUUGUAUAUUGAAGCUAGCAUAUCUCUGAAAAUGCGAUUUCAUGAAAAAAUUGGUUGCGCGAUGACAGUUGAUAACGUGUAUGUGCCGGAUAUGACGUCAUAUUUCAUUAAUCAAAAGAAAUAAUUUAUAAAAAUCCAUAUUGCAUAAUAUAUAGAUUAUAUGAGAAUCAUCCUUCAUGAAAUGUAUAAUACAAAUUGAAUCAGUAGUUAGAGAAUCUCACUUAAGGCAGGUAGAAUACAAAACCUUCUUUUUUGAAUUCAGGUGAAAAUAACAGGUUAUUGUAAAGUAAUUAUACUCUGUUGCUUGCAUUGAUUCAAUCGUAGACAGAGAAAUAAACAGACAACAUCCAUUCCCUCAAAAAAGAGAACUCUUGUGCGGACUCUGUAUGUCUGUAAACAAGAAUAUUUAGCAUCAGACACAAUGAUAAUUAAAACAAGUUUGACAGUUGUGAGGCAGUUACGUAUUUGAAAAAAAUGAGCAAAUCAAUUGGGAUGAUGAAAAUAUAGCAAGCAGCAGUAAAUCAAGUUGUGUCAAAUUACAAGUAAAUAACCUAUUUUAGCUUUGAAAUAUAUUGCUGAAAAAAUGGUUUAGUAGUAGUGUGGGGAUGUCAAAAAUAUGAAUCUGAAUCGCAACGGUCAACGGUGCGUCAAUCACUUGUCUAUUUAGUUAUCUGUCUACUCUAUGUUGUAAUCAUGUUUGAUAUAAGAAAUCAUAUGUUAGACAUUUAACUUAUACAAAAAAAAAAUAGGUAAACAAGGUUUUUCUCUAUUAUAAAUUAGUUCGUGCGCUAAGCAAUUUUCACAAUGUUAUUAAACCUUCUAUGUAUAUCUAAAUAAUUAUUUUAUCUGACAACAUAAUACAUUCGCGCAUUGUGUUUGAUUUAACGCAAAGUCACUUACCAACACGACGUAACGUCUUUUGCCGCCACGGAACGUAGGUAGAAAAAGUAAUAGAUAAAUAGAUAGCAUCCGUCGCAUUCUUUAAAAAAAGAUAACAUCAUAUUCGUGGACUCUAUAAAGAAAUAAGCCCAAUCGAUGUAAUACAAUUAUAGUGUGCGCGCAGCGUUUUUUCAGACCCAUAAAAGGUCCAUCAAUUUUGACAAUUAUUGUCAUUCAGUGGUCGAUUUUAUGCUUUUAUUUAAACAAUCAGUUCAAUUCCUACAGUUAUAACUGUAUAGUUUCAAUCGAAAUCGUUAAAAAUAUCUACUUAUCGUCUAAAAUCCAGCAUUCAUAAAUAUUAAACCCUUAUCUGUCAUUAGUGCUAUGAAAUAAAUUAUAGAUAAUGUUCACAGUGACACAUUCCAAUAGGUUGCCUAGUGAAAUUGCGACCACACACAUCUUUCAUACAAAAUUUAGGAAACCAUGAACCAGAUCAAAGGCAACCUAAUACAGUUAAAUUAAGCAUAAAAUAAGCUUUCGUUUUAACAAAUUAGACUACUAAAUAACUGAUGAGGGUAUAUAAAUAACAUUACUUAACUAUUGUUGUAUGUUUUUAUUUGGCAACCCCACAGUUGCAGUUGUAAAAGCAAGGUAACCUUUGAACCUUACUUUAUCGAUUAUUUUUUUGAUAUAUUCUAUUAACUAGUUCUUUUUUUAAUUAACCAAUAAGGGCAUUAAAUAAAUUAAAAAUAAUAAUCAUUUAAUACUGUUCGGCCGCAAUUUAACUAGACAACCCAGAGGCGUCUUUACGUAUACCGACGCGUUUACGCAUCGCACCCGGGCGCCGCGAUCCCAGGGGCACCCCGAGCGCCACUCGCCUCGUGGGAUAAGAUUUAUUUCUUAUCUCAAUUAAAUGACAUAUAUUUUUUCCUACACGGACGAUUUAUUAACUGAACAGUCUGUACAAUUAAAACUGCAGGUCUGUAGCCUACAUUAUAAUGGAUGUGUUUCCCAGCAUGGGGUAGAAAAAUCCUUGAGUUUAUUUUUUUUUUAAUAAAAAUAUUUCAUUUGUUAUCUUGGUGGUAAACUUGCUCCAAUAUAAUCAUUGAUACACCUACUUCCUAUUGAAUAAAUUAAAAAGAAAUAUGUGUUCAGCACAAAAGUAGAUAAAUUCGGUGUAUGUAUAGUGUUUAAUGGGAAACUUAUUUAAUCAUUUUCUAAGAAAAAAGAAACCUAGAAUAAGAUUUUUUAAUAGUUACAACGAUUGUAUACAUUUAAUUAUUAUCAUAUAUUAGUUACUGUAUUACAUAAAAGUAAUAACUGCAGGUAAGCGGCUAACUGUCAAAAUCUAACCCCUAAACCACAAUGUAAAAUUGAUACCAAAAUUAUUGUGGUGACAUAUUACACACGAUGUAAUACAUAUUUUUGAUUCGACUGCCGGGCAUUAAAAUAAACUAUGGAAAUGCCUAAAUUUCUAAUUUUCAAAAUUAAUGAAAUUUUUACUUCUACUAACGAUAUCUCAAGUCGGCUUCAAUAUUUCGAUCUGAAAUUCCAAUGUAAAAUACUUCCAAGUAAUUCUGCGAUGAAUGAGAUGAAUCUCUUAUUGUUCAUAAUAUACAGAAUGGCGAAUGUUCAAAAGAAAUAUUUAUGAAACUUUGUACCUACUUAUUUUUCAAGUUUAAAAUUCAUAACACAACUUUUUGAAUUUCUUAUUUUUAUCAAAACAAUAUGAAAGACCAAUGUAUAAAGAAGUGUUGUGUAUCGUGAAACUUAUCGUUGUUAAGAACGAACUUUAACGUGUUAUUUUUAUUAAUUUACAGACAAUAUACAAUACAGGGCCUAGUGGCAGUUUGAUACUUUUACCGUCACGUAACGUAAACGCGAAUUUCUAAGGAAUUGAAACAGCGCCAUCUAGUGGCACUACUGCACAACUGUUUCAAUUCCACAUAAAAUUUGCGAAAACGUCAACGUGAUAGUAACAGUAUGAAAAUAUUGAAAACUCCCACUAGGGAGUAUUUGUACGUCAACACAGUACAAGCACAGUGUUGACGUAGAAAUGUCAAUUUAUUACUAUUUAUGAUCAAUAUUGCGUUGGUUCUUAGUUUCAAUUUGCUUGUAUUAAAAUCGAAGUGAAAAGCAGCACGGAAUUUACACACCUAAUAAUGCUAUAAUAUUUACUUCUAUAUAAAUUACUAGCGGACGCCCGCGACUUCGUCCGCAUAAAUUUCGACGUCAACUUUACUACUACCCCUACCCUACCCUACCACUACCCCAACCCUACCCUACCCAACCCCUACAUCUACCCUACCCCUACCCUACCCCAAACCUACCCCUACUCUACCCCUACCUUACCUACACCCUACCCCCAUCCUACCCCUACCCUCCCCGUACCCUAUCCCUUUCCUACCCCUAUCUCAACCGUACCCCUAUCUCACGCCUAUCCUACCCCUACCCUACCACUUCCCUAUCCUACCCGUACCUCUACCCUACCACUACCCUACCUCUACCCCUACCCUACCACUACCCUAAACCCGGCCCUAAACCUACCCUACCCCUACGCUUCCCUACCCGUACCCUACCCUACCCUGUAACUUCUCUAUCUUACUCCUACCCUUAGCAAAAUCGGUCCAGUCCUUCGAGAGUAGUGGUAUGACCAAGAGAAAUAGAGACUUCUAUGCUAAUAUAAAGAGGUAACGUUCGUGUGAUUGUAGGAGGUAAUCUCUGGAUCUACUGGACCGAUUUGGAAAAUUGUUUUACCAAUAGAAAGCUACGUUAUUUGCGAGUGUCAUGUCAUAUGUUUGAUCCCCAUAUUCACACGGGAACGGGAACUACGUAAAUGAAAGCGCUGGGCGUCAUAUAGCGGAAUUUCUGCGUCUUUUAGAAAUUUUGUAUUAUCUCCGCAACUAUUGAAGUAAUUAACAUACUGUAAAGGGCAAAUCUUAUCUCCAUAAUAUCCUUGUGAUUAUUAAAUAAUUUAUUUUAAUAAGGAUUAAAGUUUAGUUGUAUAAAUAAUGACGUAAACCUAAGUAUAUAAAAUUAAUAAUUUUUAAAACACAAAAGGUACUAUAUCUGCUAAUAUAUAGAAGAUAGAUAUAUGGUGUCGCGGACUUUUUUGUAGAACUUUUAAAGAUACAUAAAGUUUCCAUACAUUAAUUUCAAUUUUACACAAUAGUUAAGGCAGCGCAUGCGAAUAAGUCUGUUUAAGAUGAUUUUCAGUCCGACCUGUAUAACAAAAACUGUGAUAACUCGGCUAAUAUAUAUGAUACCAAUAUAAAAUAUAGCCUAUAGCACUCCCCGAUAAUGUAGCAUUCUACUGGUGAAAGAAUUUUUAAAAUCGGACCAGUAGUUUUGAAGAUUACCCCAUUUAAAAAAUGUGACAAACUUACAAACUUACAAACUUUACCUCUUUAUAAUAUUAGUAUAGAUAAGUUUACUUUACGUCAUACUUAAAUCUGCUUAUAAGAAUGAACGUGAUAUUUUGUAGGUCGUGAAAACGGAACAGAAACCGUUGUCCUAAACAACUAUUCUAAACAUUCUCGUGGUUUGCUUAUGAAUUAUAUUUAUAUAUUAUGUUCCUUUAGCCUGUAGCCACAAUCAAUGUAAAAUAUUAAUUAUUUUAGAUUAAUAAAUGUAAUAAGAUCAAUCUCGCAAAGAAAGGAAACAAAUCCUCUGAUGGGGUAUUUUUUGGUCCUUCGAUCCGGAUAUCGGUUACUGUAAUACAGUAACUAUACUCAACAAUAUUAUAUAUUUGAUGUAAUUAUUUUUGUUCUCAUACUUAACGCUGCACAGAACAUUUAUAUUGGGUUAUACUGUGUACUUCUAUUUAUUUUUUUUAACAUUUCCUUCCAUAAUGUUUUAUAGUUAACCUGUUAUUAAAAUAUGAAAAGGGUUAUUCUUAUGAGUAAAAUAGAUAUUAUAUAUUAUAUACCUACAUAAUAAAUAUACUUGCAUCAUAAAUUAUUAUCAGUUGUAUUGUACAGUCGGUAUGUGUAAUAAAGUGUUACAUAUUUGUUAAA
Bicyclus anynana (squinting bush brown) is the source of this 11850-nucleotide messenger RNA. RefSeq names its product protein shuttle craft (gene stc). Gene Ontology annotation, biological process: negative regulation of transcription by RNA polymerase II. The record is from RefSeq and is a predicted model, not a curated record. The coding region runs from base 299 to 4060 and encodes 1253 amino acids. The transcript has 17 exons. Lineage: Eukaryota; Metazoa; Arthropoda; Insecta; Lepidoptera; Nymphalidae. Gene Ontology annotation, cellular component: nucleus. Gene Ontology annotation, molecular function: RNA polymerase II transcription regulatory region sequence-specific DNA binding; DNA-binding transcription factor activity, RNA polymerase II-specific; zinc ion binding.